AUGCAGAUCCCUCUUGUGUCUUUUGUCUCGCUUGCCCUUCUCACAGGCUCGGCCUCAUCCAAGACCGUUUUCUCGGGUCUUUCCGUCAACGGCGUCGAUCAAGGCCACGCCGUCGGUGUGCGAGUACCAUCGUCCAACAACGCGAUCACAGACGUCAACUCAAACGACAUUAUCUGCAAUACCAACUUCAUCCAGCCCGUCUCUGACACCGUAAUCAAAGUACCCGCCGGCUCGCAAGUGACCGCUCAAUUCCACCACACAUCUGCCGGCUACACCGGUUUGGCGGAUCCCUCUGAACCGCUGGACCCCACCAACAAGGGGCCUGUUACCGCCUACCUGGCCGCUGUCCCCGAUGCCACGCAGCCCACCGUCACGGGCCUCAAAUGGUUCAAGGUCUGGCAGGAUGGCUACAACUCUGAGACCCACCAGUGGGCCUCCGACCGCCUCUUCUUGAACAAGGGAAACGCCACGUUUACCAUCCCGUCGUGUAUUGCGAGCGGCCAGUACCUCCUCCGCGCUGAGGCCAUCGGUCUCCAGAACGCAUACACGUACCCCGGUGCUCAGUUCUACAUGAGUUGCGCCCAAAUUGAAGUGACCGGUGGAGGAAGCGCUACGCCACAGACAGUCUCCUUCCCAGGAGCCUACGCUACCAACAGCGCAAGCAUCAUCACCAACAUCUACGGCAUCACGGACUACACCCCUCCAGGUUAG
Pleurotus ostreatus (oyster mushroom) is the source of this 711-nucleotide messenger RNA. RefSeq lists its product as uncharacterized. The transcript has 7 exons. Bases 1 to 711 code for a protein of 236 amino acids. NCBI's taxonomy places the organism in Eukaryota, Fungi, Basidiomycota, Agaricomycetes, Agaricales, Pleurotaceae. The record is from RefSeq and is a predicted model, not a curated record.